Molecule: messenger RNA, 504 nt
Organism: Trichoderma breve
Lineage: Eukaryota; Fungi; Ascomycota; Sordariomycetes; Hypocreales; Hypocreaceae
Exons: 4
Coding region: 1-504 (167 amino acids)
Source: RefSeq, a predicted model, not a curated record
AUGUACGCCUCCGUUAUCAUUUACGCACUCGUCACCCUUGGUGGUGUCAUGUCAUCCCCGGCCCAAGAGCCUGGUAUUGAACCUCGAGCUAUUGAGCGUCGUGUGCCUACUAUGGCAGAUAUCCCGUUUCCGAGGUUCCCAACCCGCAACUAUAACCACAAUGAUGGAGGCAAAGGAGGCAAAAGUGGCAAAGAUGGUAAAGAUGGUAAAGGCCAUGAUGGUAAAGGCCAUGAUGGCAAGGAUCAUGAUGGCAAAGAUCAUGGUGGCAAAGAUGAUGACGGCAAAGGCUGCAGCAGUGACAUUAACACUCAGGUAAAUGCCUGCUCUGGGGGUAAUCCAUAUUGCUGUAGCAGCAAUGGGAAGGGUGGCCAUGCAUGCAAGAACACCACGGCAUGCGAAGAGACCAUCAUUUGCUGCAACAACAACAACGGCUUCCAAAUCUGCAUUGGUGAUAUUGAUUUCAACGUGCCAAUCACUAUCAAUAUCUAUGAGGAUGACGAUUAA